Vanderwaltozyma polyspora DSM 70294 is the source of this 1029-nucleotide messenger RNA. It is a transcript of the gene TAF11, whose product is annotated as TATA-binding protein-associated factor TAF11. The coding region runs from base 1 to 1029 and encodes 342 amino acids. Gene Ontology annotation, cellular component: nucleus; transcription factor TFIID complex. Lineage: Eukaryota; Fungi; Ascomycota; Saccharomycetes; Saccharomycetales; Saccharomycetaceae. Gene Ontology annotation, biological process: RNA polymerase II preinitiation complex assembly; transcription initiation at RNA polymerase II promoter. The transcript has a single exon. The record is from RefSeq and is a predicted model, not a curated record. Gene Ontology annotation, molecular function: protein heterodimerization activity; transcription coactivator activity.
AUGCCAGGACCACAGGGACCUUUAGAUAUAAUACCAAAGUCUAAUUACUCAUCUUUGAUAACUAUGGCUAAUUAUUUUGCCACUAAACAGAUGAUCGAUCAAGUAUUGAGUGAAGAUCAUGAGUACGUUUUAUGGAAAAUGAAGAGUAUGAGAACUGGUGGUACGAUGGAGGUUUAUGAUAACUUAAAUAGCAAAAAAAGAAGACGUGGUGGUAACGAUGACAGAUCUAAUGAAAUGACUACAAAGAUACGAAGAAUUGGCAAUGGUAAUGGGGUAGAAGAGAUGGUGAACGAAGUCCCUAAAGGGAUGGUAUUUCCGAAGGAUGUUAGAGAUGAGAAAUUACAUAACGUUCAUUUCCCAAGGAUAUUGGAUCAAGACGAACAGUUCAGAUUAUUAGUUACCAAUCUUGAUUCUGAACAGACUAAUAGGUUUGAAGUAUUCCAUCGUACUUCUUUAAACAAAUCACAAGUGAAAAAAUUAGCAGGUACAGUGAUUAAUCAAAGUGUAACAGAGAAUAUUCGUGUAUUUCUUCAGGCAGUUGGUAAAAUAUUUGCAGGUGAAAUAAUUGAAUUGGCACUUGACGCAAGACAAAAAUGGUUAUUAAGCAAGAUGGAUAUCCAAUAUGAACGUCGUAAAUAUGUUGGCAAAAGGUUAAAGAAAUUUUUGAAAAAAUUGACAUUAUUGGUAGAGAGAAACGAUGAAUAUGAAGAUAGCGUUGAUGAAAAUGAAAGUGAUACAUAUUUUGAUGAUGAUAAAGACGAAAUGGAAUAUGUUAAAAAUGGUAAUAAACUAUUGAAGUUGGGUAAUCAGAAUCCUCAAGAAGUUAAAAUUGGGUUGAUUGACCAAUACAACAAACUAGUGAAAGAAUUCAACACUUUAGAUGUCAGCAUAGAAAAAUAUUCUGAUAACAGUCCCAUCUUGCCUGAGCACAUUAGAGAAGCAUGGCGUCUAUAUCAAUUGCAAAGUGAAACGUCAUUGUCACCUGCCUGGAGAACUCAAGGUGAAGGUAACGGUUGGAUGUUCAGAUAA